UGACCCUCAUUCAGGGCACCGGAGGGGGCGGGCGAGAUCUCAUCAGAUCUCCGAGCUCGAGCGGCUCCUCAUUCUCCUGUCGGCCGGUGUUUAGUGUGUUUCUGUGUCUGUAGAUUCAUAUCUGUUGGAUAUGAGGGAUCGUGCGUGUUUCUUUUAAUCGCGUUUGUCUGGAUGAACUAAUGGAGUGACCGCAGAAGCGCGGCUCUGCGCGGAUCACCGGAGCCCGUUAUCCCGGACAGAGACCCGCUUUGUUCGGCUAAUAAUAAACGAAUCGCGUCUGCUAUUAAAAUGAACGACACAGAGAAAGAGAAUAAAUCUGAUGAAGACUCGGAGUCUCUGGAGGAAGAGGAGGUUGACCCGAGGGUUCAGGGCGAGCUAGAGAAACUGAAUCAGUCUACCGAUAACAUCAACAGAUGGGAGACCGAACUAGAGGAUUCCCGGCAGAAGUUUCGCGCCGUCCUGUUGGAGGCCACAGUCAAACUGGACGAGCAGGUCAAGAAGAUCGGGAAAGCCGUGGAAGACUCGAAGCCGUACUGGGAGGCCCGGAAAGCGGCCCGCCAGGCUCAGGUUGAAGCUCAGAGAGCCACACAGGAGUAUCAGCGGGCCAUGGAGAUCCUGCGGGCCGCGAAGGAGACCAUCGCUCUGGCCGAGGAGCGUCUGCUGGAGGAGGACAGUCGACAGUUCGACUCGGCCUGGCAGGAGAUGCUCAACCACGCCACCCAGAGGGUGAUGGAGGCGGAGCAAACCAGGACACGCAGUGAACUCGAGCACAGAGAAACAGCGACCAAAUACAACGCCGCCAUCAACCACAUGAGACAACUGGAGAAGAAGCUCAAGCGCACCAUCAAUAAGUCCAGGCCGUACUUUGAAUUAAAGGCCAAGUAUUAUCUGCAGCUCGAGCAACUGAAGAGACGGGUCGACGAGCGUCAGGCUAAACUGACCCAGGCCAAAGCCGAGUACCGGACGGCCCUCCGGAACCUGGAGACCAUCUCGGAUGAGAUCCACGCCCGGCGCCGGCUCUCGGCCAUGGGGCCCCGGGGCCGCGGGGUAGGGGCCGAAGAUGACGGGGCCGCUGCCGACGACAUCGCCAACUUCAAAAUGGAGUCUGACGGCAUAUCGAUGAUGUCAGUGAAUUUAGAGGACAGCGGCACCGGCACGACCUCAGAAGACGACCCCGAGACCCAGUCCACCGGCAGCCUGAGCUCCACGUCUGCAGCUCUUGACCUGCCCUGUCCGUUCCCCUCCUCUUCCUCCCCUUAUGCCCUGCUCUCGUCCUCCUGCCCGUACCCUUCCUCUCCCUGCGCCGGCCCUGAGCUGCUCCAGCUGCCCGGCUCGGGGUCUCUGGAGGGCUUCGAGCAGGAGUCUCCGGUGUUGGGCCCUCGCAGCGAGUGCAGCGGAGCCUCGUCCCCAGACUGUGAACAGGAGCGAGGGGAGAGAGCAGAGGGCGCAGAAGUUAAACCGGACAGAACGAACAACAUCAGCCGUCAGAAAAGCUCUCGCCUGGAGAAGAGUCUGCGCAGUUUAUCCCUCCAAACCGCAGACGACGACGACACGGACACUCGUUCUUUCACUGUGACCUCCAACACACCAGCAGUGCUGCUUCUCAACAGUGUUUAAUCUCCCGCUCUAUAGGAACACACUACAGUACGACGGGAAUCGAUUAUCAUCUCAGUGUUACGGACAUCUCAUCUCAGACUGGUUUAAAACUUUGAAAACCAUGAAAGUAUUAGAAUCGGCAUGCAGACAUCAGCUAUGACGUGAUAUUGAACUGUUCAUCAUCACUGAGUGGAUGUUCUUCAUGUCUGAAGUGUUCGUGUCGUGAAUUUGCCGCGGCGUCUCAGAGUCUCACUUGAAACCACUCCAUUUUGAUUGGUGUUGAAGACACACACACUAACGUCACCUGAUUGUGUAAAUAAAGCUUACGACUGAAAGCGGCGAGCGGGAGAUUUCUGCACUUGUUUUUCACUGCGAUGAACUUUCUCUAUAGUCUUAGAUUUACUCCACAGGUCAUUACGUGACGAGGGACUCGUGUAGUUCAAAGCUAUAUAUUUAUACUCAAUGUUUAUCUCGUCAUCAUGAUGUUAUCGAUGUGUUUUCAUGGCACAAAGUUGUUAUUUGUGUAAUAAACAGAUGCUCACAGCUCGA
Molecule: messenger RNA, 2145 nt
Organism: Pimephales promelas (fathead minnow)
Lineage: Eukaryota; Metazoa; Chordata; Actinopteri; Cypriniformes; Leuciscidae
Gene: sh3bp5a
Product: SH3-domain binding protein 5a (BTK-associated)
Biological process (GO): intracellular signal transduction
Cellular component (GO): cytoplasm
Molecular function (GO): protein kinase inhibitor activity
Source: RefSeq, a predicted model, not a curated record